AUGACAAUUCUUGAAAUCUCCCAACGAAUAGCCUCCCUAACCGAUGCUCACCGAGAAUGCAUGCUCCUCAUAUCCCGACUCUCAAAGCUCGGUGGUACCGGAACUGACGCUGCACGCCUCGAACUAUCUAACGUGAUCCAUCAAUCCCUGAAAGACGCCGACCAGGAGCUUGAACUACUCUCAACACAGGUCGACGAUGAAAUCGGCGACGGCAGCUCGCCGAAUACAGCAGCGCUGAACUCAAAGAUUCACAAGCUGACGGAGGAUAUGAAAAUUGCACGUCUCCAAUACCGAAAGGCCCAACUCGCAUCGAAGCGGCUCGCUGAGAUGACCGCACAGCGUGAGCGGGAACGGCUACUUAGCGGCGGUGGGUCGGGCCGCUCAACGCCAGAGGGCAAGCGGCGGAACAAGAGCCUGACACAGGCGGACCUGCUGAUCGGUGCGUCGACCGAUGUCACCACUGCGCUACGGCGUACACAUACGUUGUUGCAAUCGGAGCUCUCGCGCUCGGCGUUUGCGACGGAAACGCUACAUGCAUCCACCGCUGCGCUGACAGAUUUGUCGUCCCGGUACAGCGCUUUCGAUGAUAUUGUUGCGUCGUCGAGAGUGCUGAUUUCAGACUUAAUCAAGAAGAACAAAAGUGAUAGAUGGUACUUUGAACAUGCUAUCUAUAUUCUCGUUAGCAUUCUUGUUUGGAUCUUGAUCCGUCGACUCUUGUGGGGACCGAUCUAUCUGUUCUUUGGCAUGCCAUUGAGGUUGGCAUGGUGGGGCCUAUCAUGUGUAGCGUGGGUUAUUGGGUCGGGCGGUGAUGGCGGGGUUGCCGAGAUAAGACGGGGGGCCGGGCUUGAUGAGAGCGGGUUUGUGGGCGCAACACCGACUGUGGAGGUUAAGGGAAUUCCGGAAAGCCUGCUGGUACGAGUACCAUCGUCAACGGCAUCAUCCAUGCCGGAAGCUUCUGAGGCCAUGCAGGGGUCGACGAGGGAAGAGUCAAUGAGAGAGAAGGUCGAGAAGAUCAUAGAUCUUGAGGAAGCUCCAUCGGGUAGUAUUGGCGAUGGAGAUGUCCAUGAUAUACCAGAAUCAGAGCCACAAAAGGGUGAAAUUAAUCACGAGGAUUCUCUCCCGGAAAGUGUUCAAAAGGAAUCGGAGCCGCGGAACAUGAAGUCAAGAAGAAUGGACUACGAACCAGGAGAAACAGUCGUUGCGCAACCUACCGAGGAACCACCCCACCGAGACAAAAACCCUAAAUCGAGGAGAAUGGAAUAUGACCAAGAAGAAGAAAGACGUGCCAAUGCACAGGCGGCCGAAGAAUCCCAAGGCAAAAACCCUAAAUCGCGGAUAAUGGAGUAUGACCCUGUAGUAGAUGAUAGUUUACGGGAGGAGGCGGGUAUUGAAGUUGAGAGGGUUCACGAUGAAUUAUAG
Molecule: messenger RNA, 1419 nt
Organism: Morchella sextelata
Lineage: Eukaryota; Fungi; Ascomycota; Pezizomycetes; Pezizales; Morchellaceae
Exons: 3
Coding region: 1-1419 (472 amino acids)
Biological process (GO): retrograde vesicle-mediated transport, Golgi to endoplasmic reticulum
Cellular component (GO): endoplasmic reticulum; SNARE complex
Molecular function (GO): SNAP receptor activity
Source: RefSeq, a predicted model, not a curated record